AAACGCUUUUUGGUGCGCAAGAAACCAUGCGGGAGAAGCUGAGCGGCCAGAUUUUGAUUUUCGGGAGAAUCACUGAGUAAUUUAGAAGUAUAAGUGAUUAGUUGAUGUUGAUUUGUUAUGUGUUAUUAGUUUAGAUUUCUAUGACAACCCGGCUGAUUGAUACAGCAUCUAUAACCCCAGAGAGGAAAACUGCAAUAUUCAAAUUGGUUGAUAUCAUAUCAGAAAGACAAACCAUAACAGAAGCAUAGGAUCAACAACACAGAGUAAACUAGUUAUCCGGUAUACGGCGGUAGAGUAGAGAGGAGGAUAAAAUAAAGAAAUAAUAAGGAUAUUGAUUUAAAGAAGGACUACGGAAGGAAUUUCGGUGCGAAAACUUGGAAGACAGGAAAGUGGAGAAGACAGAAAGCGGAGAAAUAAGGGCGAGAGGUCUCAGGUUGCCAGCUGUUGGUACUCCGCCAUGCAACAUGAGUGACGGCAGUAACGGAGUUGGGGGGCUUCCACCCCUCUGGAACUUCAAUGGGACAUCGAUCAUCCAAUCAGCUGACCUGUUCUCCAACACCUCCUGCAAUACGUCCUCCAAUGAUUCAACAUUCUGUUCUCCUGUGGAUGAAGGAGUUGGGGCAGGAAGUCCAUAUAAAGCUCUGGAGAUGUUUUUUAUUGCCUUGGUUACAGGAUCUCUGAGUUUUGUGACUGUCACAGGAAAUAUUUUAGUCAUGCUGUCCAUCAAAGUAAACCGCCACCUACAAACUGUCAAUAACUAUUUCUUAUUUUCAUUAGCAUGCGCUGACUUGAUAAUCGGUGCUUUCAGCAUGAAUUUGUACACAGUCUACAUUAUCGUUGGUUACUGGCCGCUUGGGCCGGUGGUAUGUGACUUGUGGCUAGCUUUAGAUUAUGUUGUCUCAAACGCUUCAGUGAUGAAUUUAUUGAUCAUCAGCUUUGAUCGUUAUUUCUGCGUGACAAAACCCCUCACAUAUCCGACAAGGAGGACAACGAAGAUGGCAGGGUUAAUGAUCGCGGCAGCAUGGAUCCUGUCGUUCAUCUUGUGGGCUCCCGCCAUCUUGUUCUGGCAGUUCAUCGUUGGACAGCGAACAGUGCCACCUGGAGAGUGCUAUAUUCAGUUCCUUUCGAACCCUGCAGCAACGUUUGGGACGGCUAUAGCAGCAUUCUAUCUUCCUGUCAUUAUUAUGACAGUCCUGUACAUCCACAUUUCCCUUGCCUCCAGGAGCAGGGUGUCCAAACACAAACCAGAGAAGAAGGAGAAAAAGGGAAUUAAAACUCCCAGCUUGAUGAAGAGUCACCUGUUAAAGCAGAACAAUAACAAUGAGACCAGUCCUCAGGCCAGUCCCCGCUCUACGCCCAAAGUCAGUCUAGACUCAGCUACCACUGCGCUGGAAGCUGUGAAAAAUGGCAGAGUGGAGGAACCAAAACCUGUUCAGCCACAGCCUCUAGCACAGCCCAGUCCAGGACUCACACAGGAAAAAGAGAGCUCCAAUGAUUCGUCCACAGCUUUUAUUCCCCACACAGAACCAAAGGACAACACCAACAACAAGGUGAUAUCUGAGGUUGCAACAAAUCCUAACCCAGAGGCCACAUCAACAGCCAAUCCUGCAGUAUCCAAGAUCAACUCCAACUCGAGGUGGUCCAAGAUAAAGAUUGUAACGAAGCAGGCCGGGGAUGAAUGCAUCACCGCUUUAGAGAUUGUCCCCCCUGUAGAGGGUGCCGAGAGGCAUUCAAUCCCAAUCAGCCGUCCUAGGACUGUGGCAAGAAAGUUUGCAAGCAUUGCUAGAAGCCAAGUGAAAAGGAAAAGACAGAUGGCUGCCAGAGAAAAGAAAGUGACCAAGACUAUCUUUGCCAUCCUGCUGGCUUUCAUCAUCACAUGGACACCAUAUAACGUCAUGGUGUUGAUCUCAACCUUCUGCCAGUCUUGUGUCCCUGACACUGUGUGGGCUAUUGGCUACUGGCUGUGUUAUGUCAACUCUACUAUCAACCCAGCUUGUUACGCACUGUGCAAUGCCACAUUCAAAAAGACGUUCAAGAACCUGCUGCUGUGCCAGUAUAAAAAUAUAGGUACAAGAUGAGAUGGAAGGAGAAGACUUAGGGUGGGAUUGAUGGGGAAGGGGUAAACAAAACAAGAACGAGGGACAGAAGAAGGGAGAAAUGAAAUAUUGUUUAAAAGGUGAGUAGAAGAGUGCUAAAGGGAGAGAGGAAAUAUUGUUGAAAGGUGAGUGGAAGAUGGCUGAAGGGAAAUGGAUGACAUAACUUAGUUGAAGGGUUCCUUCUAAAGAGUAGAUACAUAUAUAGGAGAUGAGCAACUGUGGUUUAUUCUGCAAAUGAAUGCCAGUCAUACCUAUUGGUACAUAUAGAUUCAGAUCGAAAUGUGAGUGUAAACCAGUGAUUCUUUAAUCUGCCCAGUUUAAUAAUAUGACAGUUGUGUUUCCGAUAUACACUACAGGAGUUCAGGAAUAGUUUCACCACCCAUUAAAAAUGAUGUGUCACUGCCUUGUUAAUUAUAGCAGCAACUCAAGCCAUGGCUACAGUCAUUAUCACAGCUACAUUCUGUCACAAUCACAGCAAAGGCAGCAGCCAGUCAAAAUGCAAUAUAGCUAUGUUAACAAAAAUAGUAACUAGUGAAGACUAGUUAUCUUAAAAUUAGCUGUAAUGAUAUAGACUUACUCAGCAUACUCACACUCAAUUGUAAAUAAAACAUAAUACAUAAUAGUAUUCCAUAUCAUAAUGUAUCCAUGCUGUAUGCACGUUAGAACUCAGCCUUCCUCUAUGGAUCAGAGGGAAUGCAUAAGAUAUUGCAAGGUACAGUAGCUCAAAACCAAACCAAAAUUGCAAAGGAACGCAAAAGUAGGUCAGAAAAAAACAAAAUUCUCUCUGUGAGCUUUUGGUGGUCAUUUUCAUUUAAGUGUAGGGCAGCUUCUUGCAAAGAAAUCUUAUCGUGGUGAUCUUUUAUUAAUUUUAUCUGAUUUCAUUAUUGUUUAUAAAUGUUUAAAACACUGAUUCUGAUUGACAGCCCAAAUUAUGCAAUUGCUUCUGAUACCAUAGAUCAUAGAUGCCAUAAAACUGAAAAAAAUGAAAUUAAAAUAUGAAUAAAUAAGAUCUACAUAUAGAGGAGAGAAGGGAUGACUGGGAGACUUUGACUGUGACUGAGGACAAAGCAAAAGUGGAGGAGGAGGGUAAGUUGUUAUGGUGGAGGAUAGAGGAGAAGGUAGAAGCAGUAUGAGGGAAAAUACAAGUAGCAUACCACACUAUGGCAGCCAUGUUGUGAAGGUCUUUAACUUAUGAGCUUAAUAGCAGCUAAUUAUGUUUCUAAAGGAACUUUAAUUCUUUACAACUUGAUCACUUCAUUAACUGUAGUGUUUCUCCCUAUUUGAGACGUAGUAGUGAUUUUCUCCUAUUACCCAUGUGAUCAGUUUGUGUUUUGGUCAUUCCAGUUCAUACGCCAUCAAAUAACAAUCUGAUUUGACAAAAAUCAAGAUCUUGCUCUCAAUAAAUUUGAUUUGCAUACUACUUGCAUGUCAUAGAACCAUAGAAGUUAAAAAUACUAGAAGAGCUCACUCUGUGUCUCCAAAUAGGCUACUUUACAUUAGUCGCCUGCAGUUUGUUAGCCAAUAGUUGUCUGCUAACGUGUUAAUUAGCAUAUUCAAACAUGAUUAAAGGUAUAGCCCCAUUAGCAGUCCUUAGAAGUUGCAAUGUUCAACCCCCAAUCUGAAAGUUUUGAACUGCUGAGCCAAGUGGAACUAAAAUUGUCCUAAAAAAGUCUGUUCUGUGGUACCCACCUUCAUGAAUAUUAUCAUCUUCCGAUGUAUGUACUUCGAGAUGUUUAAUGAACUUUACAAAUGCACUGUAAUGCUUAACUCCAAUAUCAAUUCUCCACACUGUUGCAGGAGUCCAUAGGGGCCAGGUGGGCUGAGGUAGGGGUUGAAUGCUUGGAGUUGGCUUAAAUACAAUAUAUGGUUUAUCUAAUUGUAAU
This is a messenger RNA of Sander lucioperca (pikeperch), 3979 nucleotides long. It is a transcript of the gene chrm4a, whose product is annotated as cholinergic receptor, muscarinic 4a. The record is from RefSeq and is a predicted model, not a curated record. Gene Ontology annotation, biological process: chemical synaptic transmission; adenylate cyclase-inhibiting G protein-coupled acetylcholine receptor signaling pathway; G protein-coupled receptor signaling pathway, coupled to cyclic nucleotide second messenger. Gene Ontology annotation, molecular function: G protein-coupled serotonin receptor activity; G protein-coupled acetylcholine receptor activity. Lineage: Eukaryota; Metazoa; Chordata; Actinopteri; Perciformes; Percidae. The transcript has 7 exons. Bases 465 to 2078 code for a protein of 537 amino acids. Gene Ontology annotation, cellular component: synapse; plasma membrane; dendrite.